AUGUCCCGCACUCCCAUCAACCCAUCUGGGGCUCUCCCACUCGCCAGCACACGUGUAUUCUCCAAUGAAGAUGCAACAACCGCGUCUCCUCGACCCGAAGACGUUUUCCCCUGGUCCAACAUCUACACUGAGCCAGGCGGGCCGCCACCACGACGGCCGCCAAAACUUGUCCGCAGACUAUUCAUCUGGGGCUUCAUCGGCGCCAACGCCGCCAUCUCCAUAGCAUGGGCCUAUGCAGCGGACGAGGCCGCCGCUGCCGGCAUGACGGGGACAAGGUCCGUCUUCCUGCGCCCCUCGCACGUACGCGCGCCGGGAAGCCUGGUGUACAUGGUCAAGAAUUUCGGUCUAUCGGGCCGCAGUUUGCGCCAGGGUCGGUGGUGGACACUGCUCACGUCCGGCGUAAGCCACAUCGCACCGGCGCAUCUGAUCGUGAAUAUGUGCGAGUUCUACACGUGGGCCUCACGGUGCUUUGACCUCGGCCUGGGGCCCGGGAGCGUUGCGGGUCUGAUGCUUGGCUCGGCCGUCUGCUGUAGUGUUGCGGGUCUUGCGAACGAGGUUCCGUGGUGGCCGACUUUGCACAUGGGAGCCAGUGGCAUUAUUUCUGGGCUUAGGGUCGCUGCGAUUCUCCUUGAGCCCGUGAUGGGCUUCCGGGUCCCAGUCGUCUGCGACGUUCGCUAUCCCCUCUUCAUCACGAUGAUGACAGGCUGCGCAAUCGAUCUCAACGGCAUGCUAUCUCAGCGCCGUGAACUGACCGCUGCCUCGGUUGCCAACGGGGGUGUUCGCGAUGCGCACAAGACUCUCGUUGGUUAUGCAGGCCACCUGGGCGGUGCCGCCUUUGGAGUGAUAUACUGGUAUCUUUGGCUAAGGUCUCGCUUUGGCACUUGUUGA
This is a messenger RNA of Diaporthe citri, 888 nucleotides long. RefSeq lists its product as uncharacterized. Lineage: Eukaryota; Fungi; Ascomycota; Sordariomycetes; Diaporthales; Diaporthaceae. The transcript is spliced from 3 exons. Gene Ontology annotation, molecular function: serine-type endopeptidase activity. The record is from RefSeq and is a predicted model, not a curated record. Gene Ontology annotation, cellular component: membrane. The coding region runs from base 1 to 888 and encodes 295 amino acids.